Messenger RNA from Kluyveromyces marxianus DMKU3-1042, 1071 nucleotides. It is a transcript of the gene GPD2, whose product is annotated as type I glyceraldehyde-3-phosphate dehydrogenase. NCBI's taxonomy places the organism in Eukaryota, Fungi, Ascomycota, Saccharomycetes, Saccharomycetales, Saccharomycetaceae. Gene Ontology annotation, molecular function: NAD binding; oxidoreductase activity, acting on the aldehyde or oxo group of donors, NAD or NADP as acceptor; NADP binding. The record is from RefSeq and is a predicted model, not a curated record. Bases 1 to 1071 code for a protein of 356 amino acids. Gene Ontology annotation, biological process: glucose metabolic process. The transcript has a single exon.
AUGCCAAACAUGACCCACGAAUCAUCUUCCAAGAUACCACAAAUUAACAUUGGGAUUAACGGUUUCGGUAGAAUCGGUAGACUUGUGCUACGUGCCGCCCUUUCCCAUCCAGAGAUCAAGGUUAGAUUGAUUAACAACCCAUCUACAACUCCGGAAUAUGCCGCUUACCUAUUCAAGUACGACUCUACACAUGGUAAGUACCCUGGCGAAGUGGAGUUCGAUGAUGAGCGUAUUAUAAUUCAAAACGACGAGGUUUCGGCGCACAUUCCACUAUCCCACUUCAGGGAACCAGAACGUAUCCCAUGGUCCUCUUACCAGGUGGAUUACGUUAUCGAUUCGACCGGUGCUUUCAAGGAAUUGGACACCGCAUCCAGACACAAGGGCAUUAAGAAAGUCAUUAUUACUGCACCAUCCAAGACUGCCCCAAUGUACGUGUUUGGUGUAAAUCACAAGAAGUACGAUCCUACCAGGGACAAUAUCGUCUCGAAUGCUUCUUGUACCACCAAUUGUUUGGCUCCUUUGGUGAAGGCUCUAGACGACGAAUUUGGUAUUGAAGAAGCUUUGAUGACUACUAUUCAUGCCACAACUGCCUCCCAAAAGACCGUCGACGGUACCAGCUCUGGUGGUAAGGACUGGAGAGGUGGAAGAUCAUGCCAAGGUAACAUCAUUCCAUCAUCUACCGGUGCCGCCAAGGCUGUCGGAAAGAUUUUGCCCGAGCUCAAGUACAGCAUUACAGGUAUGUCUAUCAGAGUACCUACCAUCAACAUUUCGCUGGUUGAUUUGACAUUCCGGACACGUAAGCCAACCUCUUACGACGAAAUCAUCAGUGCGCUAGAACUAAAGUCCCGUAGAGAAAUGAAGGGCGUGUUGGGAGUCACUAAAGACGCCGUCGUCUCUUCUGAUUUCACUUCAGACUCUCGUUCUUCAAUUGUUGAUGCCAAAGCAGGUAUUCAACUAAACGAUCAUUUCUUCAAGGUCCUUUCUUGGUACGACAAUGAAUACGGUUAUUCUUCAAGAGUUGUCGAUUUGACCAUGUACAUGGCUCAAAGAGACUUUGAGGCGGGUAUCUAA